AUGCAGUCGCUGUUCUGGCAUGGUCCUAACCUUAAUCCAAUAGAUGAUGAGGACCCAACGACAGGAGUGAUAAAAUACGAAGGAGAAUAUUUGCCGAAAUAUUAUAAUCAAUUUUUCAAUCCGAACAUUUGCCACGUUUGCAAGUCAGUGAUAGACCACGGCAAGUUGCUACAGUGCGAGGAGUGUCACAUAAUUUCUUACUGCGAUGAGAACCACAAAAAUAUACAUCAUACGCAACACAAUAGCAUAUGUAAGCUUAUAAAGGAGCUUGUAGUGAAGCUUGUGAACGAAAAAAAAAUCUCGAAAUCCUACGCCUUCUUGGGCGACUGGAUAAGAGACAAAAAAAUGUUUAAAACGGAGAUCAAGAGGAAGAUAUCCCGCAAACUGAUGCCGUAUGAGAAUCAGAUGUUUAUGUCCAUAAAAUCAUGCUUGAUCUGUCACGGACGGGUAGGACUGUCGGCCUGCGAAAACUGCUACUCCGUCAACUAUUGCACAAGGCACUCGCUAGCCUUCAAGGACACACACGAUAAGUUCAUUUGCAAAAAAUUCACGCUGUCGCUCAACGUAAAUAUUGCAGCUCUGACAGACCGCCCAACCGAACUAAUACGAGACUUCAUUGCGUUCCUCGAUAAGAAGCCUCGUUUAUUAGACACAUUCAGAUUAAUUAUGACAUUUUUGUGGUCGAGCAGAACACAACUCAACUGGUCUAUCGCGGACUAUGUUCUUUCUGAUUAUCUGUCAGGGCCGUUAACGAUCUACUAUGGAAUAACAAGGACAGAUUCACCACAUAUUAUAGAUAAACAAAGUAAUUUUAAUAUUCAUAUCAUAUGCACAAACUCCAUAAAUAAUAACAGCCUGGCGGCUUGGGAAGUGUUACUGCACCUCUUCCACGACGUGGACACAUUAGUGAUCACUAUAAUAGGCCAAGGAAUAAUUCCUAACGAGUAUAAAUAUGAAAUUUGUGAGCUUUGCAAAAGUAAAAACAAGAAGCUCUCUGUCAUUUUUAUAUGCCACACGUACCAUUCUUAUAUUAAUAGCUCCAAAUAUACACGACCAAAUAUAAUCGCAGGAUUUCAACUAUCCCUAAAUUUGAAGCCUACAUGGUUUCAAACUGUAAAAGCAAUAGAGACUCAAUACUGUCCGUUAUUUUUAACUAGUCCCAACCUAUUUAAAGGGCAAGACACUAUACGUAAGAUACGAAUUAUUCUGAAUAAAAAUAUAAACCCUGAUCUUGAAUUAAAAAAUGAAUUCCACUCUCAUGCUCCGUCCAAAGAUUACGAGACCGAUUAUAUUAAUUAUUCCAACAAGUAUUUAAUUAUUUACAAGGAUUUAUCAAAAGUUAACAAUAUAUGCAAACGUUAUCCCGGCUAUUACAAAUGA
This is a messenger RNA of Harpegnathos saltator (Jerdon's jumping ant), 1380 nucleotides long. RefSeq lists its product as uncharacterized. The coding region runs from base 1 to 1380 and encodes 459 amino acids. Lineage: Eukaryota; Metazoa; Arthropoda; Insecta; Hymenoptera; Formicidae. The transcript has a single exon. The record is from RefSeq and is a predicted model, not a curated record.